AUGGAUGCGUUGAAUGAGGAUACGAUAGAGGGGAAACAGGCGAAAAAGAAUGGAAAUCCAGAGGUCUAUCCAAGUAUGCCACAGGAAUCGGGCAAUGCGGCCAAUAUGUCGCCAGAAAUGAAAGCGUUCUAUGCCAACAUGGCCAAAAUGAAAUUAUAUGACAUCAUCGAUGUGUUCCAAACAUCCACAAUUGACAACGCCACAUGGACUCAUUGGCAGACGUUCUUGAAGGACAUGUUUGUCGUUGAUGCGUUUUUAAUUAUAGUUUCAAAAGUAACCCCGGUGCCGAAACGUUACAACUUACUGUCGUACCUUUUGAGCAUACUUUGUAGUACAAUCCAAAAGCACGGUGUAAUAAAAAUUAGCAUAAUAGUGUACGGUCUGAUCACUGAAACGUUGAACUCAAACUCUAUAUACUUCAACUGUCCCGGUUGUAGAUUGAAGCUUUUGUAUGCGGAUGGCAGUUACAUGCGGUACUUUUCACAUUUCAAUGGGACUCUAGAUUUCCAGUUCAAGAUUACUUGGGUUAAUAUUGCCAUCUCUAACUUCAAACUUGGAUUGGAAUGGGGUGCUUUGGAAAACCUGUUGCAUAAGAAGAAUAAUUCAAACGAACUGCUCAAAAAAUUGGAGAACCCAGAAGUAGCCCAGUUGGAUGGACAAGACUCCAAAAAUUCAAUGCUUGUAAAUAGAGAUGCAUUGCUGUUCUUAAAGUCACGUUUCGAUGCGUUUCAGAAUAUCUCCUCAUUGGGAAUCGAUAACAAUAUAGUUCGUUCCAUUCAGUUGAACGAAGUUAUGUCAAACUUGAAAUACUUGAAGAUGUUUCAAAGGGAAAACAAUAUUGUCAGUCCUGUGGAGGCGAUGCAAAAGUUUGUUCAGAAGUAUCGCCAAAAGGAAAACACCGAACACAAUAAUAAUAAUGAACGUUGA
Huiozyma naganishii CBS 8797 is the source of this 927-nucleotide messenger RNA. Its product is annotated as LIM domain-binding protein. Lineage: Eukaryota; Fungi; Ascomycota; Saccharomycetes; Saccharomycetales; Saccharomycetaceae. The transcript has a single exon. The coding region runs from base 1 to 927 and encodes 308 amino acids. The record is from RefSeq and is a predicted model, not a curated record.